AUGUAUUGUACGACGGCCGAACUGCACAUCGUUUCUGUUGUAGAAAUGCGUAAUCAUGGCAGUGAAGCAUCAUCUGACGACAACUGCUAUCAUCGGUGUCGUCGAGAUCGCCACCGCCACCGUCAUCGUCGUGGAUGUCGUUCGACUCGUCGAUGUCGCCGAGAGAAAAGAGCGCUUCUUCAGCACCUUAUGAAACAGUGUAUUCAAUAUCAGGAACAAAUCUAUGAGAAUCAAUCUGAAAUCAACCAACUCAAAGAUCAAAUCGAACGGCUAUGUGUAUUGCCUGGCAAAUUAUUUGAUGGCCUGCGCGACAUGGCGUCUGUGCUUCGUUCAAUCCAAGAUCAUCUCAAUGAAUUUCAUCAACUCUAG
This is a messenger RNA of Adineta ricciae, 369 nucleotides long. Lineage: Eukaryota; Metazoa; Rotifera; Eurotatoria; Adinetida; Adinetidae. The record is from the annotation of a GenBank genome assembly.